Jatropha curcas is the source of this 2534-nucleotide messenger RNA. Lineage: Eukaryota; Viridiplantae; Streptophyta; Magnoliopsida; Malpighiales; Euphorbiaceae. The record is from RefSeq and is a predicted model, not a curated record.
CAUCUGACCUGGAAAAAAAAAUUAAAAAAAAAAAAAAGAAAGAAAGAAAGAAGAAGAAGAAAGAGAGAUCGUUUGGACUGACGGAUUCUAUGGUAUAUUAUUCUUUGAUUCCUUAGAAACGAAGGUAUAAUCAAAACCAGCUAAAUCGAGCUUUUCAGGUAUAAACUCAUGGCCACUGCAACUAUGGCUACUGCAGCCGGUGCAGCUGCUCUUUUGUAUUAUACAUUGAACCGGAAGCUACAUUCAAGUGCAUCUCAUGAUGAUGAUGAAAAUAAUAAUGGUAAUGUGCCCAGCAACGUCCCUUUGGGAAUUGAACGGGUAUCACAUAGGCUGAUUCAAGCCCCUGCAACGUGGGUGGAAACUAUUUCAACUUUGUCAGAGACUCUUAGAUUUACGUACUCUGAGACACUGGGAAAGUGGCCUAUCGGGGACUUGGCAUUUGGUAUCAACUUUCUACUGAAGAGGCAGGGGAACUUGCAAGUUGGUAGAGUAUUUGGUGGUAAAGAUAGUUUACAGCUGAAAGGGCCUGAAAUAACAACUGAACUUAGAUAUCUCUUGAACUUGCUGACCUUGUGUUGGCAUUUCUCCAAAAAGCCAUUUCCUUUAUUCUUGGAGGAGACAGGAUAUACCGAAGAUAAUGUUCUUCUUCAAGAACCUAAAGCAGGAAUAUUGAAGCCAGCUUUUACAGUUUUAGUUGAUCACAAGACAAAAUAUUUUCUCUUACUUAUUCGUGGGACGCAUAGUAUCAAGGAUACUUUGACAGCUGCAACAGGAGCUAUUGUGCCGUUUCACCAUACAGUUGUGCAUGAGGGAGGAGUCAGCAACUUAGUUCUAGGUUAUGCACAUUGUGGAAUGGUUGCAGCUGCUCGGUGGAUUGCAAAACUUGCAACUCCUUGUCUUAAAAAAGCUCUGGGGAAAUAUCCUGAUUAUAAACUAAAGAUUGUAGGGCACUCUUUGGGUGGAGGCACUGCUGCUCUUUUGACAUAUGUAUUGCGGGAGCAAAAAGAAUUCUUGGAGACAAGCUGUGUUACAUUUGCUCCAGCUGCUUGUAUGACAUGGGAAUUGGCUGAGUCAGGCAAUGAUUUCAUCACUUCAGUUAUAAAUGGAGCUGACUUAGUGCCUACAUUUUCUGCUGCUUCGGUAGAUGACUUGCGCGCAGAGGUGACAGCUUCUGCUUGGCUGAAUGAUUUGAGAGAUCAGAUUGAACGAACAAGAAUCCUUAGUACUGUUUAUCGUUCUGCAUCAGCCUUGGGUUCCCGUCUCCCAUCCAUUGCAAGUGCUAAAGCGAAGGUUGCUGGAGCUGGGGCAAUUCUGCGUCCAGUUUCUAGUGGUACCCAGGUUGUAAUGAAGAGAGCCCAGAGCAUGGCUCAGGCAGCAUGGACAACACGUCCUGCCCUGCACCUGUCUUCAUGGUCAUGCAUUGGUCCCCGUCAUCGAGGAACAAGUGUACGUUCCAACUCAGCAGAUGGAAGUUCCCCAACAUCUUCCUCCAGGGAAGAAACUUCUGGUCCUCUUUUAUCCCCUAAGAAUACCACAACUGUCAUAGAAACCCUUGAAGUUCCUGUAAGUUCUGGAGGAGCAGAAUGGACUACGGAAAUUGAAUGUUGUACAGAUGAGAUGGCUAAACAUGUUGAUGAAGACGCUGAUAUUGAAGAUGGUACACAACUAAUGAGCGAUGCACAUGAAGACCGAAUGCAUGAAGUUGAAUUGUGGCAACAACUUGAACAUGAGCUUUAUGAUAGAACAGAUGGCAAGGAUGCUGAUGUGGCAAAGGAAAUAAGGGAAGAAGAAGAAGCGGCCAUGGCAGAGGUUGGUGAGAGCCAGCCUGAAAGAACUCCAGAAACAAAGGAAGCGCACAGAUUCUUUCCUCCGGGAAAGAUCAUGCAUAUUGUUACCCUUCAAUUUGAUAGUGAAGAGAGUGAACCUGGUUCCCCUUCCAGUAGUGAUUCAGAAAAUGCACCGGAACCUAGUGAGGCUAAGAUUGGGAUUUUUCUGACCCCAAGAUCGCUCUAUAGUAAACUGAGACUUUCUCAAACGAUGAUUAGUGAUCACUUUAUGCCCGUCUACAGGAGACAGAUCGAAAAACUAAUUGAAGAACUGGAGAAAGAAGAAGCUGAUGAUAACCAUUACUGCAAUGAAGAGGUAGUGUUAUAGUGAAUCAUCUAGAUACUUGAAAUGGGUUUUGACAUUUUCUUGCAUACCUGAAGUAGGAAGUAGUCUUUUUCAUAUUCUUAUUUUGUUAAUUUUCUAAUUUCAUCCUCACAAACCAAGUGCUUUAGAAUUUUCAGUCUUUCAUUGCCUCGACGGCAGUGGAGAAGUUGGUUGGAGUCACUUGGCUUGUCAAUAUGAGUCUGAUUUAUUGCACUUACCAAUAGGUUUUUUCUUGGAGGCAUUUUUCUCUGGGAAAUAUGAUUCUGACCUGUUCCUAAAUUACUGUUUAGAACAAAGUUAAAUUUGUUUUUGUUACACAUUCUACUCAGUUGGGCUGUACAUACUGUUAUAACCAAUGUUCAAUGAAAAUGUUUUUAUUUCCA